This is a messenger RNA of Armigeres subalbatus, 1167 nucleotides long. RefSeq names its product odorant receptor 63a-like. Gene Ontology annotation, cellular component: plasma membrane. Gene Ontology annotation, molecular function: odorant binding; olfactory receptor activity. The record is from RefSeq and is a predicted model, not a curated record. NCBI's taxonomy places the organism in Eukaryota, Metazoa, Arthropoda, Insecta, Diptera, Culicidae. The transcript is spliced from 3 exons. Gene Ontology annotation, biological process: sensory perception of smell; detection of chemical stimulus involved in sensory perception of smell. Bases 1 to 1167 code for a protein of 388 amino acids.
AUGACGAAUCUCCUAGCGAAGACAACGGAACCGGGAGUGCUGCAGUUCGGUCUCAGCAUGUUGAACUUCAUCGGUUUGCAUGGGGCCAGCCGGGCGAAAAUGUGUCGCUACCUUUUCGGCGUCAGUUGGAUAUCGGCCAACGUGAUUCUGCCGAAAGCCAUCCUCGGAUCGGGCAAGGAGGAAUUCGAUUCGGUGGCGCGGAGCGUAGCGGAGAUGAUUUUCUUCUGCGAUGCGUGCAUUGCGAUUGCCAUCUUCGUAAACCGGCGGACGUCUUUCGAGCAGAUGCGUUUGCUCCUGGAGGCGAUCUUCGAGCGGUACAAAUCAGCGGAGUGCCUCGAGGAGAUCCGGCGGUACAAACGACGGAUGGACUAUUUCGCGAAAGGAUACGUGGCUUAUAUCGUUUUCUUGCUGGUGCCUUUUCUGAUCGCGCCGAUCCUUUGGACGUUGUGUCUAGCGGUCUUCUUUGCGGAAGAGAAUAGAAACGAUUACAUUUUGGUGGUCGAAGUGCAAUUCUAUUACUUGGAUAUCCGUCGCAACAUAUUCCACUAUCUGAUCUAUUUCUGCUGUUGUUUUCCAGCAGUGCUAUGCUCAGCGUACCAGAGUAGUAUCAAGGCAACGGUUUUCUUGACGUCGCUACAAUAUGGAACGAAAUUAUUCGAUUUGAUUCACUUGAGAAUCAAAAGUCUGAAUUCUUUGGAAGCUGGUGAAGAACGUCGAGAAGAACUACGACAGAUCAUCGAGUUACACAAGAUGACACUGAAGUACACGCAGCUGUUGGAGGAAACGAUUACCCUUAUUCUGAUCAACCAAAUGCUGAACUGUGUGGCAAUUUGGUGUUUGAUGAUGGUGUAUUUAUCAACGAACUAUGGACCGAAUGCGGUCAACGUCGCAGUCUUGUUUAUCGUAUUGAUGGGCGAAAUGGUCUUCUACUGUGUCAACGGAACACGUCUGAGUGAAAAUGCUCAGAAUGUCAGCAAUGCCAUCUACAACUAUCAGUGGUAUUAUGAAUCGGUCGGUAUGCAACGGGACUUUCGAUUCAUGAUACAACGAGCGCAACAGCCAACAGGCGUCACCGCGGCCAAAUUCUACUUUGUCAAUAUUGAGCGACUGGGAAUAGUUAUGCAGGCGUCAUACUCCUACUAUCUGCUUCUGAAGAGUCAAUUUUAG